Molecule: messenger RNA, 2096 nt
Organism: Lethenteron reissneri (Far Eastern brook lamprey)
Lineage: Eukaryota; Metazoa; Chordata; Hyperoartia; Petromyzontiformes; Petromyzontidae
Gene: GPD1L
Product: glycerol-3-phosphate dehydrogenase 1 like
Biological process (GO): carbohydrate metabolic process; glycerol-3-phosphate catabolic process
Cellular component (GO): cytosol
Molecular function (GO): protein homodimerization activity; oxidoreductase activity, acting on the CH-OH group of donors, NAD or NADP as acceptor; NAD binding
Source: RefSeq, a predicted model, not a curated record
AGCGGCAGGGUGGAACCCCCGGUGCCUCCCCUGUGUCUCCUACGUCUCGAUUCAUUGGAAGAAGACUAAGAGCAGCAGCAGCAGGAGGAGGACGAACUGUAAGUGUGGCAACAGCAGGAGGAGCUAGAGGAGGCGCGGCGGGCAGGGAGGUGCGGCCACGUGGGCGGACUCAACGGAACCCAGCAGAGCCCCGCGAUCGCCCUUGGUUCUUCUCACUUGUGUGUGUCCUCCUCACGCCAUGGCCGCUCCUCUCCGCGUCUCCAUCGUCGGCUCGGGAAACUGGGGUUCCGCCAUCUCCAAAAUCAUCGGCCGCAAUGUGCAGCAGCUCAGCAGGUUUGAUAAGACGGUGAGGAUGUGGGUGUUCGAGGAGGAGGUGCAGGGACGAAAGCUGACGGAGAUCAUAAACACUGACCACGAGAAUGUCAAGUAUCUGCCGGGACACAAGCUGCCUGAAAAUGUGGUGGCCGUGCCGGACAUUGCCCAGGCGGUGGAGGGCGCCAACCUGCUGGUGUUCGUGGUGCCCCAUCAGUUCAUCCGCGGCCUCUGUGCGAAAAUCAAGGGGCACGCAGCGACUGGGGCCCUAGGCAUCUCCCUCAUUAAGGGCGUGGACGAGGGUCCUGACGGACUGAAGCUCAUCUCCGACAUCAUCCGUGAGCAGCUCGACAUCCCCGUUAGCGUGCUCAUGGGCGCCAACAUUGCCAACGAAGUGGCCGACGAGAAGUUCUGCGAGACCACAAUCGGCAGCAAGGACCGCGAGGCGGGCAUCCUCUUCAAGGAGCUGCUGCAGACGCCAAACUUCCGCAUCACCGUGGUGGAGGAGGCGGACACGGUGGAGAUCUGCGGGGCCCUCAAGAACAUCGUGGCGGUGGGCGCCGGAUUCUGCGACGGGCUCGACUGCGGCGACAACACCAAGGCGGCCGUGAUCCGCCUGGGCCUCAUGGAGAUGAUCGCGUUCGCGCGCAUCUUCUGCCGCGGAGCCGUGAGCUCGGCCACCUUCCUGGAGAGCUGCGGCGUCGCCGACCUCAUCACCACGUGCUACGGGGGCCGCAACCGCCGUGUCUCCGAGGCCUUCGUGCGCACACGCAAGAGCAUCGAGGAGCUGGAGAAGGAGAUGCUGAACGGCCAGAAGCUGCAGGGACCCCAGACAGCCGCAGAGGUUCACCGCAUCCUCCAGAACCGCGACAUGGUGUCCAAGUUUCCACUCUUCACAGCCAUCUAUGAGAUCUGCUACUCGGGCAAACCUGUAAGCGGCCUCAUGACGUGCCUACAGAGCCACCCGGAACACAUCUAGGCUGCUUUGCAGGCUCGGAUGCCCCACACGCCCGUGAUGUCGGUGACCAAGGAAAUCCACAUGGCGACCAAAGUUAAGGAAGCGCAACGACUCUUUUUCGUUUUUGUACGUUUGCUGUAAUGUUCGAUUUCUAAGAUCCAAUGUUUUAUAUGCUGCACUGGUGCGCACAAUUAACGUGUUUGGUUUGCAAGUCUAACUAUGUUCUCUGAAAUUAUUUUCUUACGCACUGUGUUUCUGACGAGUAAUCCCGGGAAGCGGCGCCGAAGAUGGGAUGUCAGAUUUACUGCCGCGGGAAAUAAAUAUGCGAGGCUGUGAAAUAGGCUCGUGUGUUGUUGGCAGCUCUAGAGACUCCCCUCCGCCUAGGCCAUCAGGAGCGGCUCCCUUCGCUAUCGUGAAGGUCGUCUGUUCUCCGUGGCUGUGUUUGACUGCUGUUCAUUACAACCGUCCCCCAUAAUCAUUCCAUCAAGCCCAGCUUUGGUGAGGUCAUUUUAGAGGCACUUUCAAAAACAUUGAGCAAUAUGCGUCAGGGGAGAUUUUCGAAAACCAAUUCUUAGCCAUAAUCUGCAAUAAAGGCAGUGUGUUCCGGGUCACGACCAGUACAUGCGUGUCCCAAUGAAAGCUGCUGUGGCCAUGUGAGUACGGGGCGGCGGGAGGAACGGGACAUUUUUGUGGCGGGGGAGUUGGUUAAGAACCGCCCUUGCUACUGAAUGUUAUGGUAAGUGGCAGUCUGACAUUGACUUGUGUCUUCACCAUAAACUUAAUCAGGACUGUUUACUUGAAAUAAAUAUGACAACAAUAACAAACA